GCGCAGGCGGUCCCGCCAGCCCUUCCCCAGCGCCCAGCAGCGCAAAGCCUGCCCUGCUCUGCACCCCAAACCCUGCGGCAACGCUGCCUGCAGCCUGGUCGAGAAACCUCACAACUGCCACUGUUACCUUCCUCAGCAAGACUAGUCUUCUAACCUACACCCUCCAUCAACUUUUCAAAUCCUCUUCAGCUGCAGGGAAGUCAACAUUUGUCAGGCUACUAGAGAAACACAGUGAUGAAUGGGAGAUCAUCCCUGAACCUAUUGCCAAGUGGUGCAACAUCCAGACAGAUGAAGAUGAGUGUGAGGAACUUUCAACAUCUCAGAAGAGUGGAGGCAAUCUACUUCAAAUGCUGUAUGACAAACCCACAAGAUGGGCUUAUACAUUUCAGACCUAUGCUUGCUUGAGCAGAGUAAGAGCACAAUUAAAACCUGUUUCGGCCAAGCUACAUGAAGCAGAACAUCCAGUGCAAUUUUUUGAGAGAUCUGUGUACAGUGACAGAUACAUAUUUGCUUCUAACCUGUUUGAGUCUGGAAACAUUAAUGAAACAGAGUGGGCUAUUUACCAGGACUGGCACACAUGGCUUUUGAAUCAGUUUGAAUCAGAUAUAGAACUGGAUGGCAUGAUCUACUUAAGAACCACACCUCAGAAAUGCAUGGAAAGGCUACAGAUGAGGGGAAGAGAAGAGGAGCAAGGAAUUGAGCUUGAGUAUUUGGAAAACCUCCACUAUAAACAUGAAACCUGGCUUCACGAAAGGACUAUGAGAGUUGAUUUUGAGAACCUUAAAGAGAUUCCUAUUCUAGUUCUGGAUGUUAAUGAAGAUUUUAAGAAUGAUAAGAUUAAACAGGAGUACCUGAUUGGUAAGGUAAGUAUUAAAUGUUUCCUCAUCUGCUUUUCUUCUGUAGUAAUAGCUACAAGUUACCAAUCUACAUUCUCAAAAUUUGUGAUAAAUACUUGUUCGGGGCUAGUACAGUCAGUCUCCUUCAUAGACUUAGGAAGCUCCAUGGCUGCAGAAAAGGCUUUUUGCUUUCCUUAAAAAAAAAAAAAAUGUAACCCCACCUCACUAUCCUCACAAUUCAAGGGAAAACUGGGUGGUUUUAAAGAGGGGCAGUUGUGGGGGAUGCAAGUACACAGCAGCUGGAGCAGUCAGACCACUCUCUGCAAGCCUGCACUACCAUACCUUUCAUUAAAUAGUUCAGAGUGAUACCAUCUAACUCAUGUCAGCCACACUGUCUUUAGAAAAAGCCUAAAGUCAGCUUAGAGCUAUUUAUGCCCCCUCACAUUCUAGGGAUCUAGACUCUUCCUGGACAGAGCACAACACACCUGACAAAUGAACCUUGUACAUAGCUCUAACUGCAUGAAGUGACACUUCUAAGUGGAGUUGGGAGGAAGACUCAACAGCCAUUUGAGGAAACAAGGUGGUAAUAAAUAGGUCACUUGAGUCAAAAUGGUGUUUGCCAAUUCCAAGGGAAGGCAAGGCUUAGGAAGUAAACACCCGAAGAAAUUCUUCUGCUGGAACAACAUGCCCAGUCCACAACAAAAAAAACCCACCUCAUAGUACUCAAAGGCAUGGGACUCAUCCCCAAUCCUCCAAGCACAGCUGUAACAUUACUCGUUUAAUUCACAGCUUAGGGAGUUAGGAACCAGACUACACUCAGACAUGCUUUCUUUUAACUUGCGCCACUGAAAGGCCACCAGCUUUGUUUCCACCAACUUCACCUCAUCACCCAGCACACGAAGAGGUCAGCUCUACUUUCAGUGUGGGGUGGGAGUACAGCACCAUGCCAAAAGUGCUACCAGAUCAGUGGCUUAGUUUUCAGACAAUCCCUCUGAGAAAGAGCUACCUAAUGAAGGAAAAUUCAUUUUUCUUUAAUGAAGUAACAUUCUGUGAGGCAUCCAGAAGCUACCUUUCAUAAGUACUUGCUAUUUUUGUGUAAUUCAAUCACUCAGUUCUGCCUCAUACUAACAUACAAAUCUUGGGUUCACAGCCAUCUGCUAUACUGAAAAGCAUUUCAGGUCAUGAACUGUAACUAGAGGCAGAACAGCGCUGGAAACUGUACAGUGACAAACUAUUUGUUCCCCAAGAAAGAAAGGGAAAAGCCUAAUGACUUAGCUCUUCUUUUAACUCAUCAAAUGUAAAUUAUUUUUAUUUUCACAGGUCAAGUCCUUCCUGACUUCUUAACACGAAAAGUAAUCUGAAUCAAGUCCCUGAAGUUGAAGAGUUAAACCUAACAAUCAGUGUUUGCUUAGACAGUUUACUUAGACAAUUUACUAUUUAGCUUAUUCUAAGGCAAGACUGAAGUGCAAAAUAUGGUUUGGUGGUUUAUUUUUCUUUUCUUUUUUGCUUGUCUGACCUGUGUGGAUUCUGAUGGGAUUUUCUGUAUAGUUGAAAGGAGGAAAUACGGGGUGCUUUGAUAACGUACUUUGUGUAUAUUCUCUACUGUUUAAUAAAGACUUUAAAAUAAUAUUGACUAGUAGGUUGCUGUAAGGACAGAUAGUUAACUGGUUAUCAGCAGCUGACAGCCCCGUGAACAGAGAUAGCAGGCACUGGGGCAGGGUUGUUUUGCAAUCCAAUUCACCAUUUUAAGACGAGCCUGUUAUGGCGUCCAGAAACCUCUACCGCCAACUCCUGCGUGCCCAGCGGC
This is a messenger RNA of Egretta garzetta (little egret), 2643 nucleotides long. Its product is annotated as deoxycytidine kinase 1. Gene Ontology annotation, cellular component: cytoplasm; mitochondrion. Gene Ontology annotation, biological process: nucleobase-containing compound metabolic process. Gene Ontology annotation, molecular function: deoxyguanosine kinase activity; ATP binding. NCBI's taxonomy places the organism in Eukaryota, Metazoa, Chordata, Aves, Pelecaniformes, Ardeidae. The record is from RefSeq and is a predicted model, not a curated record. The transcript has 5 exons. Bases 348 to 1034 code for a protein of 228 amino acids.